CUGACGGCAUAAGACAUGCGGCAAAUGGCAGACGAGGGGUUGGAGGUGGACCGAAGUCACAUAAAUCUGGUUGCAAACUGGUUUCCAGAGCUAAAACCACAUUUAGUGAAAGAUUCUAAGUCAGAAGAUGGGCUAGAAAGUGACGGAUCUCAGCCUGAAAAUAAGAAAGAAGGUGUUAUAAAAAAACAAAAAGGAAAGCAUCCCAAAGCUGAGAAACAAAACAUCACAGACCAAGUGGCAUUGGAAAUCAACAAACAUGUGAAACAUGGAAAGCAGAAACAAUAUAGACAGAAGAAAGAAGUCACCAAAGUUCAAGAUCAAAAUGGUGAUGUUGAUGAUGCGGAUAGCAAAGUUGCUAUGGUAACAGCUGCUAAGGAAAGAUCCAAGAAGGCAGGACCAGCCACUACAAGCAGCUUACUAGUAGAGGAUUUGCAAAACAAAUUAAAAGAUAAAAUAUCAAAGUCAGCUAAGAAAAGAUUGAGGAAAAGAAUAAACAAGUUGAGAAAUUCUCUUGUUGAAGAUAAAGAUAAAGGUCGAAGUACUAAUGAUGGAGAAACAACAUCUGAGAAACAUAAAAUCUCUGACAAGUCAUUAAAGAAAAAUUCCACUGAAAAAGAUAAGACUAGCACAGAUACUCUCCAAGAUGAAAGAACUAAUAAUGAGAACAUAGCACAGGCAGCAACAGAAAAACCUAGUCGGGGUCACAAAAACAAGACUACAAAUCAGUUCAACAUCAAACGUAACUGUCAAGAUCAAGGUCAGUUGAAAAGAAAACUCCAUGACACUUUUGAAAAGGUUGAGAGCAUGAAUCACAAGAAACAAAAAGAGUCACACUUGGGUGAUCUGCCACCUGGUGAGGAUGAUGGUGCUAAGGACACAGAUAAUGCUGCAACCAAACCCUUCAAAAGAAAGAGGAAAAAGAAGAGAAGUAAACAAAAGAACAUAAAGAAGGACAACAGACCUGAUCAUAUGAAGCCACCUCACUUACGGGCAAAGCCAGAAGAACCGUCUGACAGUUAGUGGAGAAUCUAUAAUUUCUCAAAGACAAGAUAAUCCUUACCUAACAUUGCACACUGGAAGAACUAAGAGAGAAAGAAGGGAACAUGGAGAGCAUUUGAAAAGACCUACAGAACAGUCUGCUCCUGUGCAUAGAAUGGGUAUUAUAGUGCCAGGCUUUCAAGAUUUAUGUUUUAUUAAUUUUAUAAAAUUCUAAUUGCAAACAUUCAGGCAACUAAUCCUUAUUAAAAAUACAGAAAGUCUUUAAUUUAUUAGCAGUAUAAUGAAUGACUUUAUAGUGAGUUGAAGAUAUUUAAAUAGACAUUAAUUGAGGAAAAACCUCACCAUUCAAGUUAAGGCCAUGGUUACUGAUGUCAGUGUUUGGAAUAGCAAUAAUUCAUAACUGAGCUAGAAAAUAUACUUGGAGGUAAUAUUUUGAUUCAAAAGAAAAGAAUUAAUGGCAAUAUUGGGCAUAAUAGUACGACAGCCAUUCUCGGUUAAUUGUUUUAUUUCUAUUGAUCAAUCAGAUGGAGACAGUUUGGCUGCACAGAUUGAACGUUUAUUUCACAAUUGUGUGGUUUUUGGGAAGUAAAGAUGUGUACAAGUAUUUUAAUUGAAUAUUCCAAAACUGAAAUGAUUACAGUAAUCUAUUUGAACCUGAGAAUCACCAAAUCAUUCAAUCAGAUGGCUGUAAACACACCAUAUGACCUUUGGCACAAUAUGCAAACAUAUGCAAACAAUAUCAUGAAUUCUUCAGUGUUGAUCACGCUUUCUAAGGCUACAACUUUUUUUUUUUAUCUCUUCUGAAGAACAAAUAGAAUGGUGGGAGCUGUGUGCUUGCCCUGUACACACAUGUGAAGUUGUCUGUUUCUCUUCUCCAGUUUUUACCAUCAAGGUUAGCUACAUGUAUCUCUUUCCUUAACCAUUUGUUGUUCAAA
Molecule: messenger RNA, 1934 nt
Organism: Lingula anatina
Lineage: Eukaryota; Metazoa; Brachiopoda; Lingulata; Lingulida; Lingulidae
Source: RefSeq, a predicted model, not a curated record